UUUACGUUCGCCUAGGUUCUGUCAAGCCCACCGGCUCGCUCCUCCGUGCCAAGAUGGCGGCAGAAGCAGCUGGUGGGAAAUACAGAAGCACAGUCAACAAAAGCAAAGACCCCUCGGGGCUGCUCAUCUCUGUGAUCAGAACUCUGUCUACUAGUGAUGAUGUGGAAGACAGAGAAAAUGAGAAGGGCCGCCUUGAGGAAGCCUAUGAGAAGUGUGACCGUGACCUGGAUGAGCUUAUAGUGCAACACUACACAGAACUGACAACAGCCAUUCGCACCUACCAGAGUAUCACUGAGCGCAUCACUAACUCUCGGAACAAAAUAAAGCAGGUAAAAGAAAAUCUGCUUUCAUGCAAGAUGUUGUUACACUGCAAACGUGAUGAACUUCGGAAACUGUGGAUUGAAGGAAUUGAACAUAAGCAUGUCCUGAACCUGCUAGAUGAAAUUGAGAACAUCAAGCAAGUACCUCAAAAGCUGGAACAGUGCAUGGCCAGCAAACACUAUCUCAGUGCCACUGAUAUGCUGGUAUCAGCAGUGGAAUCUCUGGAGGGUCCCUUGCUCCAGGUGGAAGGAUUGAGUGACCUCAGGCUAGAGCUUCACAGCAAGAAGAUGAACCUACACCUGGUUCUCAUAGAUGAACUGCACCGGCACUUGUACAUCAGAUCCACUAGUCGAGUUGUGCAGAAUAACAAGGAAAAAGGCAGAAUGAGCUCCCAUGUGAAGGAUACCUCUCCUGGCCCUCUGAUUGAUGUUACAAAUCUCCCUACUCCACGAAAAUUCCUGGAUGUUGCUCAGUAUUCUGGUGGAAGCUCAGUUGUGAGGGACGUAAACUUGCAGGACAUCAAGGAGGACUUGGAAUUGGACCCAGAGGACAACAGCACCCUUUUUAUGGGCAUCCUUAUCAAGGGUCUGGCUAAAUUGAAGAAGAUCCCAGAGACAGUUAAGGCAGUCAAAGAGCGCUUGGAGCAGGAGCUAAAGCAGAUUGUGAAGAGGUCCACCACACAGGUGGCAGACAGUGGCUAUCAGCGAGUAGAGAACCUCACUGUGGAGAACCAACCAAGGUUACUUCUAGAGCUGCUGGAGCUACUGUUUGACAAGUUUAAUGCUGUAGCCACUGCACACUCUGUGGUCCUGGGAUACCUACAGGAUGCCGUUGGGAUCCCGCUGACUCAGCAAGAAGAGAUCAAAUUGUAUGAUAUGGCAGAUGUGUGGGUAAAGAUCCAAGAUGUGUUGCAGAUGCUGUUGACUGAAUAUUUGGACAUGAAAAAUACUCGUACAGCCUCAGAACCAUCAGCUCAACUCAGCUAUGCUAGUACUGGACGAGAGUUUGCAGCCUUUUUUGCCAAAAAGAAACCCCAAAGGCCAAAGAAUUCUCUUUUCAAAUUUGAAUCAUCUUCCCAUGCUAUCAGUAUGAGUGCCUAUCUGCGAGAACAGAGAAGGGAGCUCUAUAGUCGGAGUGGAGAACUUCAAGGGGGUCCUGAUGACAACUUAAUUGAAGGUGGAGGAACAAAAUUUGUCUGCAAACCUGGAGCCAGAAACAUUACUGUCAUAUUUCACCCAUUACUAAGGUUUAUUCAAGAGAUUGAGCAGGCCUUGGGCCUUGGUCCCACCAAGCAGUGUCCUCUUCGAGAGUUUCUCACUGUGUACAUCAAAAACAUCUUCCUCAAUCAGGUCUUGGCCGAGAUCAACAAGGAAAUUGAAGGAGUCACUAAAACAUCUGACCCCCUGAAGAUCCUAGCUAAUGCAGACACCAUGAAAGUACUGGGGGUGCAGCGGCCUCUCCUGCAGAGUACAAUCAUUGUGGAGAAAACAGUGCAAGACCUCAUGAACCUGAUGCAUGAUCUGAGUGCAUAUUCUGAUCAGUUCCUCAACAUGGUGUGUGUGAAGCUCCAGGAAUACAAGGACACCUGCUCUGCAGCCUAUAGGAGCAUUGUACAAUCAGAAGAAAAACUUGUCAUCAGUGCAUCUUGGGCAAAAGAUGAUGAUAUCAGUAGACUUUUGAAAUCAUUACCAAACUGGAUUAAUAUGGCUCAGCCCAAACAGCUGAGGCCAAAAAGAGAAGAAGAAGAAGAUUUCAUAAGGGCAGCCUUUGGCAAGGAGUCUGAAGUUCUAAUUGGGAAUCUGGGUGAUAAACUAAUCCCUCCACAAGACAUCCUCCGUGACGUCAGUGACCUGAAAGCCUUGGCUAACAUGCAUGAAAGCCUGGAAUGGUUGGCAGGCCGUACAAAGUCAGCUUUCUCCAAUCUUUCUACAUCUCAGAUGCUUUCUCCUGCUCAAGAAAGCCAUGUGAACAUGGACCUGCCUCCUGUCUCCGAGCAGAUCAUGCAGACUCUCAGUGAACUUGCCAAGUCCUUCCAGGAUAUGGCCGACCGCUGCUUGCUGGUCUUGCAUCUGGAAGUGAGAGUUCACUGUUUUCACUAUCUCAUCCCUCUAGCAAAGGAGGGGAACUAUGCCAUUGUUGCCAAUGUGGAAAGCAUGGAUUAUGACCCUCUAGUGGUCAAGCUCAACAAAGAUAUCAGUGCCAUUGAAGAGGCUAUGAGUGCCAGCCUUCAGCAGCACAAGUUCCAGUAUAUCUUCGAAGGCCUGGGACACCUCAUCUCCUGUAUCCUCAUUAAUGGUGCUCAGUACUUCAGGCGCAUCAGUGAAUCUGGCAUCAAGAAAAUGUGUAGGAACAUUUUUGUUCUUCAGCAGAAUUUAACCAACAUCACCAUGUCGCGGGAGGCAGACCUGGACUUCGCACGGCAGUACUAUGAGAUGCUCUACAACACGGCCGACGAGCUCCUGAACCUGGUGGUGGACCAGGGCGUGAAGUACACGGAGCUGGAAUACAUCCAUGCCCUCACGCUGCUGCACCGAAGUCAGACCGGGGUGGGUGACCAGACCAUCCAGAACACGAGGCUGCAGAGGCUCAAGGAGAUCAUCUGCGAGCAGGCGGCCAUCAAGCAGGCCACCAAGGAUAAGAAAAUAACCACCGUUUAAUGGGAUGUGCUGCAGUGGGGUGGGGCUUGCUUUUGUCUCCUCAGGCUCUCUUCUUUAUUUGGUAUAUUAUUUGGUGUCUUCCAAGGCUAGUUUGUCUGUGCUGAUGCUUUAGUGGAAAGAAAGUGUAAGGGUUAAUUUCUUUCUUGAGUUUUGGCUUUUGUUAUAGAUGUUGAAUAAAGUUUGCAAUACAAAAUGUUUUGAUAUAACAGCUACUUUAGUACAGUUGAUUGCAAAGGGUCUGGGGCCAGGCAGGGCAGGAAGGUAUGUUACACUACUACAUUCUAAAAAAUGAAUGAGUGACUAAUAUUUUAUUUAUUCCCUAGCAUAUAUAAAAUCCCAGCUUUAAAAGCAGACUGCCACCUGUUUUAGUCCAUUCUUAAAGCCACUUACUAGUUUUCUGGUACAUAAACAGCAGGAUUUUUGGUCUCUUGACCUUGUUGGUUUACAGUCCAAUGAAGUAAGUAUAUGUGCAUUGUUUUCUGUCACUUGUACCAAAAUCACAUAAAUGACUUCUCAGCUGGCUUUGGCUUUCAGCAAAUUUCUCUAACCAAAACAGGGUCUCUUCAGAACUAGAGGGAGAAAAUGUCAUUUGUCUCAAGCCCUUGGAGAAUUUAUAUGCUGCAGCUUGUACAUAGGCUACUGAUUGGCUUAUUGCCUUUUUAUUUAGCGUUUGUCAAAACCAAGAGCCAUAAAUUAGUGACAAAAAUGGAAGUAGGAAAGGCAAUCCAAUCCUCUCUGCUUACUUUCUCACUGUUUCCAAGGAAAUAAUGGUUAGAGAUCAUUCAAAAUCUUGCAUGGGGUAAAUGGUUCUGAGGUGCUUACUUAUCUUCCCAUGAGCAUCUGAGUCUCUCCUCAGAAAGUAGCCUGUGUCUGCUUAGCUGAAGACAGGGAUGGUGGGACAGCCAUGACAUUUCUCCUCUGUGGGCCACCAACUAAGCCUAUUUUGCUUUUCUGUUGUGUGGACACUCACUUUCCUGGCACACUGGACCUCCCCACUGCCCCAGGCUCCAGGUCUCUUGCUGUGCAUUGUCACAUGUCACAGGAGGCAGCAGUGCAUUGAUCAGGAAGCAUCUUGAACACACCUUGAAAGGCAAACCACAGAGUCUGUGACCAGAUCUUUGCCUGCUUGAAACAACUUUGAUCUUGAUGGGGUAAGCAAAAAUUAAAACUGUCUUGAGAAGCUUAAA
Molecule: messenger RNA, 4165 nt
Organism: Octodon degus (degu)
Lineage: Eukaryota; Metazoa; Chordata; Mammalia; Rodentia; Octodontidae
Gene: Exoc4
Product: exocyst complex component 4
Exons: 18
Coding region: 54-2978 (974 amino acids)
Biological process (GO): exocytosis; Golgi to plasma membrane transport; chemical synaptic transmission
Cellular component (GO): growth cone membrane; exocyst; synapse
Source: RefSeq, a predicted model, not a curated record